AUUAUUAUUUUUAUACAUAAAUAUCUUUGAAUUACUAUAGUGUAUCUGGUUUCAUCGAUUAUUAUUCGACUGCUUGUUGGAGAGGACAGCAGAGCAGGAACAGUAAUGAUGGUUUUCAUUAUUGCAAGUUGAUCGAGUUUCAUAGAUUUUAAUUCCACUCCCUGCUGGAAGGAACAUCAGAGCAGUAAAUGAUUGAGAUGUCAUCUGGUUUAAGUUUCAACUCUAUUUUUAAACCUGUGCAGAUGAGACCUUUCAUCAGCUAUGAUAAUAUUUAUCUGCACUGUGUAUUCUUUGAGGCUAGGAGUAUAUAACUUUAUUAAAACAUAGGAUUUUAUAAGAUAUGAUUUCUUUAAAGUCAGCAGUUCUAGUUAUUCCUUUACCUUGUCAUUUUAUCUUUACAUUUUCUUUGCGAUUCUGGCCUUGUAACUCGCUGUCUCUCAGUCUCUCUCUCUCUCUCUCUCUCUCUCCCUCAGUCUCUCUCCCUCUCUCCCUCUCUCUCUCUCUCUCUCUCUCUCUCUCUCUCUCUCCCUCACCCUCUCUCUCUCUGCAUUGUGAAGUGGUCAUGUCUCGCUCAGCCCUCCUGCAGGUUGUGUUCCGCGGACGCUCCGCCCUCUCUCACCAAACACACCUGAGGCUCCGCCCACUUCUAGAAUCACCUCCCACUCCUCAACAGCAGGUGUGUGUGCGCUGGGCCAGCUGUGCGGCCAGGCUGAGUGUGGACUGGGACUCACUGGGUAUCUGGGACCGCCGACAAGAAGACCCCCUGCUGCUGCCCUCUAGUGUUGGACCCCAGUCAACACAGGUGAGUCUGUCCUGGGUGGGCAGUGCAUCUGUCUUGGGGCAAAGGAAGCACAAUGAGGACCGUCUCCGGGUGGGUCGUCUCCAUGACAACCUGCUCUACCUGGCCGUGUUCGACGGACACGGAGGAGCCCACGCCGCCGACUACUGCUGCACACACCUUGACACACACCUCAGGAAAGCUCUGGAGGAGGAGGAGGACCUGGAGAAGGUUGUAACUCAAGCCUUCUUGAACCUGGACAGAGCCCUGCACAGACACCUCAGUAACUAUGGCAACACGUCCCACCAGACAGCCGGCACCACGGCAACCGUUGCUAUGCUACGGGCGGGGACGGAGCUGGUGGUCGGGAGCGUCGGUGACAGCAGAGCUCUUCUCUGCCGACGGGGGCGGGCCCACAAGCUCACCCACGACCACACGCCCGACCGAAGGGACGAGAGAGACAGAAUAAAGAGCUGUGGCGGCUUCGUGGUGUGGAACAGUGUGGGCGUGGCUUACGUGGACGGUCGACUGGCGAUGACGCGCAGCAUCGGGGACUUCCACCUCAAACACCACGGAGUCAUCCCCACCCCCGAGACCACGAGGGUCACAGUGAACCAAGACCACGACAGCUUCCUGGCUCUCACCACAGACGGGAUCAACUUCCUGUUAAGUGAUCAGGAGAUCUGUGAUGUCAUCAAACAGAGCCACAACCCCACAGAAUCAGCAGAGCUCAUCACUCAGCAGGCGCUGCAGUACGGCACAGAGGACAACAGCAGCAUCCUCAUCCUCCCUCUGGGAGCCUGGAGCAGCCUGCCCCCUCUCCACCUCUACAGCACGAGCCGUAACCUAGUGAGCUGUGGUCGUUGGGCCUAGGCCCAGACACCCUCCCUGCAGCUCUACAGCGUGGGCCGUGACCUGUGGUCGUUUGGCUUAGACCCAGACACCCUGCCAAUCGCUCUACAGUCACAGUUAUUACUCAUGACUAAGGCAAGGCAAAGUAAGGAAAGACAACUUUAUUUGUAUAGCGCUCUUCAUACACGAGGCGGACUCAAAGUGCUUCACAUAAAACAUCAUCAUAAAAUAAAAUAGAAAAAUAAAAUAGAUAAGUGAAAGAAAACAAAGGCAAAGUUUAAAAAUGCAUAACCAGUAUGACUGUUUCAACUGUUUAAGAUUAAAGAUGUAUCUGAUUUUUAUAACAAUUAGGCUAAUUUAUUUAAGUACCAAUUAUACAAGGCGAGGUCCACUGCAUUGACAAAAGCACAUCAUCACCUCAACCUUCCCAAGCGGUUCAGGAAACAGGCCUAUGGAGCCUUUAUUCCCGAACCAACAAAGGGGGUCAAGGAAGGGGCACAUACCAAGAAAGGGCAGCCAGAGAAACUGAAUGUGAAAAUAUAUUUUCAUAAUUACAGGUGUUACUCAUUGGAAACCGGAGAAUGCGACUACCAAAAAUAAAAGUGCUGACAUCAUGCUGGCGUCAUUUCUUA
Gadus morhua (Atlantic cod) is the source of this 2262-nucleotide messenger RNA. RefSeq names its product protein phosphatase, Mg2+/Mn2+ dependent 1Ka (gene ppm1ka). Gene Ontology annotation, molecular function: protein serine/threonine phosphatase activity; cation binding. NCBI's taxonomy places the organism in Eukaryota, Metazoa, Chordata, Actinopteri, Gadiformes, Gadidae. Gene Ontology annotation, biological process: protein dephosphorylation. The coding region runs from base 341 to 1651 and encodes 436 amino acids. The record is from RefSeq and is a predicted model, not a curated record. The transcript is spliced from 8 exons.